Molecule: messenger RNA, 7582 nt
Organism: Siniperca chuatsi (mandarin fish)
Lineage: Eukaryota; Metazoa; Chordata; Actinopteri; Centrarchiformes; Sinipercidae
Product: dual specificity testis-specific protein kinase 2-like
Exons: 13
Coding region: 2960-5170 (736 amino acids)
Biological process (GO): positive regulation of stress fiber assembly; actin cytoskeleton organization; protein phosphorylation
Cellular component (GO): nucleus; cytoplasm
Molecular function (GO): ATP binding; protein serine/threonine kinase activity
Source: RefSeq, a predicted model, not a curated record
UGACAUAAGCUGUAGAGUCACAUUCUUUCAAUAGCCUGAUGUCUGUAUUUUGUCAGAAAUGACAGAAAUAAGUCUACAUCACAAGUGCAUUUUGGUAUAGCAGUAGACUAUAAAAACUUUUUCUUUUACUAUUAACACAAUAAAGCAGACUUUUUCCAUACAGUUCAUUUAGCCUGUAUAAUCUUAGUUUAUUGUCGGACGCAUCUCUCAGUUGCUCUGUUCUUAUUUAAAAUUCACCUCAGACUAAAAUAAUACUCUGAUGUUGUGAGAAAAAAAAAUCUAAUUAUAUAAUGAAAACACAACGAUUCUCAUUUCCAGGUGAUUAUACACUAAUGAAAACAUACUUAUGAAUAUUAUCGCCAUAUUCUGCAAACAGAGCCCCGUAAAUAUUACACACUGAACCUUUAAAAUAAGACACAGGACUGUAAGAUACUGUAAUGUUAGUAAUUAAAGUAGACAUGACAAAUGGUAAAUUAAUGCUAUUCCAACGUGUGUGUGUGUGUGUGUGUGUGUGUGCGUGCGUACUUUGAGGGUUGGCAAGUAACAAGCGGCAACUUCCGGGUGUGAAAAGUGAAACCAAUGCGGAAGCGCCUUAAACCUGCGUUCUUUCUAAUGGCCAGCAGGGGGCGACUCCACUGGUUGUAAAAAGAAGUCAGAUUUUGUAGAAAUGUCCCUACUUCUCACUUGAUUUAUUACCUCAGUAAACACUUUCCUAAUGAGUUUAUGGUCUCAAUGACUAUUUUCAAGUCUUCUGCAAUACAGCAUGAUGUUCACUUUGUAAAUUAUUUAGAGUAAAAUGGACGAUAAAGCGUUGUAAACUUUAGGGCGGGGCUACCUUGUGAUUGACAAGGCGCUACCACGGCGACCUGUCAAUCAGGAUAGAGGCGGUGCGUAUCCACUGCACUGAGAACAUUUAGCUAGCCGUGAACUUGUUUCUGGAUGCUGUCGGUGCUUUCGUCUAACAAUUCUGUCCCUUUCACAGUGUUUUCAGUUCAUGAAGGUUAACUGGAACAUUUUGGUCGCCUAAAAAUGUCUUCUUCAGCGUUCGGUUGCACUGAAAGACACUCUAAGGAGUCGAGUGUUAAUUUUUUCCGAUGUGAAAUUGAGGAGCAAAGUGAGGCACAACUCUACAUACAAGGUGUUUUUUGCUGUUGGAGCGUGCGAGAGGAGAGGGAGAGACGCUGCGCUGCUGCCAGAAGAGCCGCUGACUGAGAUUACUCUGAUGUAUGGAAAUAGAUUACAAUAAAAUAGAUUUGUGUAAAUGUCUUGCUCUCCCCCUGAUGGUCUGAAUAACUUGCUGCUGCUCUGUCUUGUCCGUCCAUGCACUAUUCCUCGUCGCACAGCGACGCUAUCACUUGUGAAUUCGUUUGUCGCUGCACGAGAAAAUGGACCUGUGGUGUGAGAGCAUGUGAAAAGUAUCAAUUGCAGAGUCUCUCAGUCGAUGCGUGAGAGUUGGCAGCCCAGCCUUCAACUGAACGAGUCAGUCAACUUAAGAUACAGAGUGUGAGGAGCGAGCAACACAGAAAGUCACACUUUUUCUUCACACUUGUUCCCCAAGUAAAACUAUUGAACUUGGUAAAUGCUUUAUAUUUAUUACAAUGUGCUCAGAAUUGUAUUUCCAUUACAUAUGUCACGAGUUAAAAAUUCAAAUAGCCAUGAUCACAUUUGGCAAAAAUGUUCAUUCAUUCCGAAAUUUUGACUUACAGAAAGAAAAUUAGAUUUUUUUUGUUAGAGGAUUGAUCAUAUUUGAAAAUAUAGGCGUGAUUUAGUGAGGUGUUUAAAAAAGAAACAUUUAACAGCAUCAGAAAACACGAACCUGUUGAGUGAGCAAGGUCAUGCUUCUAUAUUUUUUGUAAUGUGGAUAAUCUUUUAUUGAAAAUCAAGGUUGUGCUUUUUGAGUGGUAAACUACAAUUUUCUUUCUACAGCUAUACAGAACAAUAUAGUGUAUUUGCAUGGGCUACAUAGCCAUAUACAUCACAGACUAAAACAUAUACAUACAUCGCCCGUUUAGGUUGAGAAGCUUUUAUUGUGAAAUUUCUAACAAGAAGCGCACUGUGUCACUCUCGCGAGUUUGACUCCGGGCUGUUUCAGUGUGGUAGUCGUCCCAGCAGGCGGCUCGUGAAGCAGGGAUCCAGACAGGAUUAUCAACAGCGGACACCGCCGCGCGAUAUUUCUGGCUGCAGUUCACCUCCAACAGUCGGACCGCAUCGACAUUUCCAUCCAGACCGACGUGAGGAGCGAGCUGGCUGCUCGGCCCUCCUACCCUCUCCCGGUACCUCGCAGCUGCAGCCUCCAUUAUCCAUCAUCCAUCAUCCAUCAUCCAUCGUCAGCCUCCACACUAACGGGAUGACGGAGGGAAUCGAGCCUCCUCACGUACCCAGACGGUGAGGCGACGUUCACGAGCGGCAGGAAUUCUUAAAACCGCUGUGGCAGCGACUUGGGUAUUUGAAGUGACUUCAUUAAUGAGACUUUUCCAUGUUUCCUGGGACGUCAGAGGUCAGGGUGAGCCACGAAGAACAAACCUGGGGCCGGUGGAAACUUGGAGUCUUGCUCAGGGGCACUUUGGAAGUGUGGAGGAAUGGUGCACUCUAUCCUUCACCUUCACCUCAGAUGAGUUAAAUGAGAUGACGCUGAACUAAUGAGAAAUGUGGCUCACUAAAGUAGAAAUACAGAUAAUAUUUUUUCUCUAUCUGUGUUGUAACCUAAGGUCUACUGCAGCCUUUAUCUGGGUGGAACCUGGAGAGCAGAUGCAAUCAGAGUUGCAGUAUUGUGUAAAACAUAUAUUAUCAGGUCAUUAGGUCAUCCGUAUAACCCACAGGAGACGCUGUGAUCAUUCAGACACCAUGAUGGUGGGAGCCGCCAUCACCUCGUGCCUCAGGACUACUGCAGUCUAACAGACAUUUUGGUUUCCCUGUGGGAAAGAACGGAGCAACUGGAGCGUGGUGGUCCGUCAGCACCAUGGACUACCACGCUGAGUGCUGCUUCUGCGAUCCCGAGGAGGGUCACGGCGGCCCAGACGAGCCGCCGCUCCACAGUAUCCACGCGCCCAACCGGAUCCGCCCAUCCUCGUACCGAGCCCUGAGGAGCGCCGUGUCCAGUCUGGCCCGCAUCGACGACUUCUUCUGUGAAAAGAUCGGUUCAGGCUUCUUCUCUGAGGUCUUCAAGGUGCAACAUCGGAUCACAGGGCAGGUGAUGGCACUGAAAAUGAACACGCUGGCCAGCAACAAAGCUAACAUGCUACGAGAAGUGCAGCUCAUGAACAGGCUUUGCCACCCCAACAUACUCAGGUUUCUGGGGGUUUGUGUGCACGAAGGUCAACUCCACGCUCUGACUGAGUAUAUAAACGGAGGAAACCUGGAGCAGCUGUUGGACAGUGAUCUGUACCUGUCGUGGGGCGUCAGGAUCGGUCUGUCUCUGGAUAUUGCCCGAGGGCUACAGUACCUGCACAGCAAGGGCAUAUUUCACAGAGACCUCACCUCCAAGAACUGUCUGGUUCGCUGUGAUAACAGCAUGUUCACUGCUGUGGUGGGAGACUUCGGCCUGGCAGAGAAGAUCCCUGACUACAGUGAUGGUGUGGGGAAGCAGCCUCUGGCCAUCGUGGGCUCCCCCUACUGGAUGGCCCCUGAAGUUCUGAGAGGAGAGCUGUACGACGAGAAGGUGGAUGUGUUUGCGUACGGCAUCAUCCUGUGUGAGAUCAUCGCCCGGAUUGAAGCUGAUCCUGACUUCUUACCCAGGACAGAGGACUUUGGUCUGGACGUGGAUGCUUUUGAGAACAUGGUUGGGGAUUGUCCACCUGCAUUCUUUAGCCUCGCUGUCACCUGCUGUAAUAUGAGUGCAGAGAGGCGUCCCUCGUUCUCUGACAUUGUCCUGACAUUGGAGGGCAUGGAGAGAGAAGAAGAGAGAGAGAGUUCCGUUUCACUCGAGCCAGUUGCGGUAGACGUCAGCCCGUAUCGCCGCUGCAGCUCUCCUUGUCACCCCGGUGACCGCAGCCAGCAACGGCAAGGCUUAGCGAGGAGCCAGUCGGACAUGUUACCCCCGGCAACCCUGACCCCUCCUCUCCUCGGGACCCCUGCGCGGGUUAACCCCUUCUCUCUCAGACAAGACCUGAACGGGGGGCGGUGUAAACUCUUAGACACGCCCAGCAAGUCCGUCAUCUCCCUGACCUUCACCCUCCCUGCACUUCGCGACCCGUGUGCCUCCCCCCACCUUCUCAGAGGGAUGCUGGGGACACGAGCACCGCCGAGGAGAUGCCAGUCGCUCCCCUGUACCCCAGAGCUCAGCCGGACUGUAGCCUUGCUAAGAGACACGGAGGGGAAGGAGGCAGAAAAGGACGAGGACAUCAGAGUGGCGGCGAUUCAAGGAGGGACUUGGGGGGAUGUGGAGGGUGACAUGAGGAAGAAGACAGGGGUGUCACAAAAGCUACAUGAAGGGCUGCAGGUAGAGCAUAUGGAGAUAACUGAGAAGAGAGAGCUGUUAAACGAGGAGGAUGGAAUGGGAAAGGAUUUGGGUCUUCCUGUGGAGCUGGAGAUGGUGUCUCUGGAGCGGUUAGUGGAGGAGGAGGAAGAGGAGGAGGAGGAGAGUGUGUGUCUAACAGAACCCAUGGACUGUACCAAGUCUCCAGAGCCAGCAGAGGGAGUCUUGGACUCUACACCUGGAAGACCCCUGCUCACCUUCACGUCCUCCUCCUCCUUACAGACCAAUGGUCGGCGACUUCCCAUCUCCAACGGGCCGCCCUCCUUGCCUUCUUUGCCACGACUGGACAACAACAACGGCUCAGUCCUUGUGAUUGGCCAGCAAGUGCAGUGGGGUGAAGGAGGGCGGGCUAAUGGUUACAGCGGAGCCCAUGUCCUGUCCUCUGACCCUAGUGGUACCUCUGAGCAGGAUGAGGUAAUUUCCUGUCCGGGCUGUUGUCUGGUGGGUCUGAGUUUCCCCUCAGUGUGCCUCCGUGAUUCAGCUGCCGUGCCUGCCCCCCGACGAAGGGCUUCGUUACCACGGCAGCGGCCCUACCGGAACCUCAACAGUACCAUAACUGGUGGCAGUGCUUCCUCAUCAACAACCUCCGCCACAGCAACCAAGGCUCUACUAUGUCGCAGCACAAAUGGACUAGUAGUGGCUGGGCCCUCUGUGCCAUGUGAGCCUGGCCGGUCCCUGCCGGAGGCCCAGACAUAAGCCCGCUCAGAGGAGAUUUGGUUUUGAACUUGUGACAUGCACCAGCACUAAAUGUCAGCAGAGAAACGUAGCAACACUAAAUGUUGCUAGGCUAAUGCUGAGAACCCAUUACUGACCCCAGCAUUCUGUGCAGUUACAGCAAACAGUAGUAGUUGGUGAUUAGAGCGCCAGCUGGUGGGCUGGAGGAUUAAACACAACAAAUCACUGUGACAGUGAAGAACGUGGUGGUGACUACAGCUGAACCAGACAGGGUUCAAACAAAGUGGGCUGAGCAGGGCUAUAAACCGAACACUGAACAGUCAGGGUCAACAACACAUUACUGCCGCUGGAAUGGUGCUGAUCCAAACAGAGCAGCUAUUCUGAUUAACAUGCACGUCCCAUCUCCACUGAACCAAAUCAAACUGAACUCAGUCUGCACUCAACUGUGCUGGUUGCAGUAUAUGAGGCUGUCGUGGCUGAUUUAACAAACGAGUUCAAGUGUACUUCCUGUUUAUUACAACCUGGGUCUUAUUUUCGUGGUGAUGGCUGAAAUUUCUAUUGGUAAUAAUAACACUGUGCUCACCAUGUAUCUGUGAACACGGUGACAUGAUUAAAAAGAAGUCAGAUAUGGCAAGCAUGUGGUAACCCACAGGUUAGUCAAGCUGAUUGGGAAGACAAAAAGACGAUGGACUAUAAAAUAAUGACCCAAACUCUCCACUGUAAACAUCCAGCACAGUUUACAGACAGACUUCCUGCUUCAAUUUUGACCCUCUUUACUACACUCAGUUUUUCUGUGCAAAGAGGGAUUAUGAUGAUUAUGAUUUUUUUUGGGUGCACUCACUUUUGGUUUUGCCUCAGAAUAAAGUGGUGGUCUGACUGCUCGUGUGUCUUGCCCUGUCAGAUUUCAUUGUAUUGUAGUGAUGUCACCGUGUUCUCAGCGAUUACUUCAGUAAGUGUAAUGUUAUCAUAACGGAUAUAAAUGAUGGCCAAAACUACCCAGAUUAUAAUAAACCAGGAUUAUCCUUUCAUCUGUACAGUACUUUUUGGUAACGGUGGUGGAAGAAGAACAUUUUGUAAUUCACUUUCAUUCAUUUUGACAGUGUUGGCAUUAACUCUGCAGGCUCACUACUGAUGGAAACUGGGGGUGGGUGAUAUGGCCAAAAUCUUCUAACACGGUAUACUGUAUGUAAUUUUAUAUCACUGUAACAGUAUAUAUAACGAUACAGUAAUUGUUCUGUAAAUUCAAUUAAGAAAUGGUUUAAAAUAACCGUACUUCAUCACAUUUGAUUAUUUUCUUCUAUUAUUUGGAACUUCCAUACAAACAAAAACGACUCCUCCUGCUCUGCAUUUACAAUUUCACUCUCCUCCUCCAUGUUUUCUUGUCAGUCUCCUCUUCUGCAGCGGUUGGCAAACCAGCUUAGAGCCACCAUCACCAACUGUCGCUCUCACCUCAAGUGAGAACGUGGUAAGCAGUCCUGCUGCUCGAAUCACACUACCUUGUGAGGCAGCUGGAUUUGCGAGAUCACGAUAUCACGCAAGGAUCCAGCCCUGAUUCGCUACAUAGCCUGCCCCGAAUACAUAGCAGAGACACUAAGGGAUAGCUCCCGCAGUGGAAACGGUAUUGCCAGAUCUUUACCGGUGGACACAUUUCUACCGUUGCACGGUAUAUACCGUCAUAUCACCCAACCUUAAUGGAAACACUGCUGCACUGCACUGUUAAGCCCAGGUUCUACAUGGAGUGAACAGAAAAUGACAGAUGUGAAUGGGGUUUACCUCUGCCAGCACAGUGUGGCUGCAGGUACACAACCAUGUGUGAAAACACUGUUUUUGAUUCUGUUUGGUUAACAGUAGCUACAUGGGGAAUAUUUAUAAAAUGAAUAAAGAUGAUUUACUUCCUACAUUUUUUUUAUAGCAGUUGACCUGUGUGUGCGUGCGUGCUUGAGAUCUGUUGCUGUGGGGGACUUAAAGGAAGAAGCUCUUCCUGGGCUUGUCAUGUAAAGUCUUCAUUUUUGCACUUUGCAGUAAGACACCAGGCUUUUAAUAGAUGGUGCUUUAUUUAAAUCUGUGCUACCUGUGUUUUAUGUGUGUGUGCUUCUUGCCCAACAAACUGCACAGCUUUCAUCCUUUGACUAUCUAUUCCCCCUCACAUGUAUCUCGUGUGUGUCCAUGUACAUUUUCAUUACACUGUUGUAACUUAAAAAGUGGCAUGUGAAGCAGGUAUGAAUAUUUAUUGUACAGAUCAUUCCACACACUGUGUGUGUAUGUGCUUUUGAGCGAAAGGUAAAUUGAUGGAUACUCAGGAUAAAAAGAUAUCCAGUCAUUUCUGAUGUUAAACCCAGGUUCUCGCUUUAGUUCUGUUUUUGUUCUGUUCUUCUAUACAGCUAGAAACCUGCUUGCAAUAAUCUGGUAAUAAACAAAUAUGGUUAUGCAAAA